Messenger RNA from Balearica regulorum gibbericeps (East African grey crowned-crane), 4517 nucleotides. The record is from RefSeq and is a predicted model, not a curated record. NCBI's taxonomy places the organism in Eukaryota, Metazoa, Chordata, Aves, Gruiformes, Gruidae.
AUGGUGGUUACCUCAGUCUUGGAAUUGAUUCACACUUCUCUAAUUAAUGGACGACCUAGUGCUGAUGAUCCUUCACGUGUAUUACUAGAAUUCACCUCUGCUCGCUUUAUUCGCCUGAGAUUUCAGAGGAUACGGACACUAAAUGCUGAUUUAAUGAUGUUCGCACACAAAGACCCAAAUGAAAUUGAUCCCAUUGUUACAAGGAGGUAUUACUAUUCUAUAAAAGAUAUCUCUGUUGGAGGCAUGUGUAUAUGUUCAGGCCAUGCGAAGGCUUGUCCACUGGAUCCAGCGACCAAUAAAUCCGUCUGUCAGUGUGAGCACAACACAUGCGGAGAGACAUGUGAUCGGUGUUGUCCUGGUUUCAAUCAAAAGCCUUGGCAUGCUGGCACUUUCCUGGUUAAGCAUGAAUGCGAACCAUGCAACUGUCAUGGGAAGACUGAGGAGUGUUACUAUGAUCAGGAUGUUGCAGAUAGAAAUCAGAGUUUGAAUGUCCAUGGAAAAUACAUUGGGGGCGGAGUGUGUGUGAAUUGUAUGAGCCACACCGGUGGCAUAAACUGCGAGACCUGCGUCGAUGGUUACUUCAGACCCAAAGGGGUAUUGCCAGAUAGCCCAGAUCCAUGCCAGCCGUGUUCCUGUGAUCCAAAUGGAUCUUUACAUGAUACCUGUGUCAAAGAUGAAAAACAUGCAGAAGGAGAUAUGUUGCCUGGUUUCUGUCACUGCAAGACGGGCUAUGCCGGAGAGCACUGCAGUAGAUGUGCCUUGGGUUAUAUAGGAUAUCCUGAGUGCCUGCCCUGCAACUGCUCACUGAAAGGCAGUGUGAAUGUUGACCCUUGCGUAGGUCCCUGCAUCUGCAAGGAACAUGUUGAAGGAAAUGACUGUGAUCGUUGCAAACCAGGUUUCUUCAAUCUGCAGCAAAAUAAUCCCAAAGGCUGUGAGGAAUGUUUCUGCUCUGGGAAAACAAAUGUCUGCACACACUCUCACCUUACCUACAGAAAUAUACAAGACAUGAAUGGCUGGUAUCUGACUGGCUUACCGGGUCUCAUCAGAGUUACCCCCAAGCAAAAGAAAUUUGAUGGGCAUCAGCAGUUUAGCAUCAGCAACGUGGCUGCGCGGAAAGUACUACCACAGACUUACUAUUGGACUGCACCCAGUUCCUAUUUGGGCAACAAAGUAGCAGCUGCUGGAGGACGUCUGAAAUUUACAGUCUCCUAUGACUUCACAAAGGAAGAAGAGACAGUUCAAUUGAUGGUUCAAUCUGAUGUCAUCAUAGAGGGACGUGACUUGAGAAUCAGCACUCCAAAAGAAGGGAUCCACCUGCAGCCUUCUGAAGAGCACACUGAAGAAAUUGUGCUGAAACCAGAAUCUUUCUCUGUGCAUGGCACUGAUGUUCCAGUCAGCAGGAGGGAGUUCAUGACUGUCCUUGCAAAUGUAAAGAGGAUCCUCAUAAGAGCCACCUACAGCAAUGGGAUGAAUGCCAUCUACAGACUAAGAAGCGUUAGCAUUGAAGCCGCUGACCAUGCUUCAACUGGGAGAAAGGUGGCGUCUGCAGUGGAGUUAUGUGACUGUCCCCCGGGCUACGAUGGUACCUCGUGUGAGUCUUGCUGGCCUCAACACAGGCGGGUGAAUGGCACAAUUUUUGGUGGAGUCUGUGCACCAUGUACAUGCUUUGGUCAUGCAGAAUCGUGUGAUGAUAUCACAGGAGAAUGCCUGGACUGCAAGCACAACACAGGUGGUUCUUAUUGUGAUAGAUGUCUUCCUGGCUUCUAUGGUGAUCCGACCAAAGGGACAGCUGAAGAUUGUCGGUUGUGUGCUUGCCCCUUAAAUAUACUUUCUAACAACUUUAGCCCGACAUGUCAUUUUGACCGAAGUCGUGGACUAAUAUGCGAUGAAUGCCCAGCUGGGUACAUGGGACCACGCUGUGAAAGGUGUGCAGAAGGCUAUUUUGGACAACCUCUAAUACCAGGGGGAUCGUGCCAGCCAUGCCAGUGUAAUGACAACCUUGACUUCUCCAUUCCUGGCAGCUGUGACAGCUUGUCUGGUGCUUGCCUGAUAUGUAAGCCAGGUACAACGGGCCAAUAUUGUGAGAGGUGUGCUGAUGGAUAUUUUGGCGAUGCUCUUGAUGCAAAGAACUGUCAACCCUGUGACUGUAACAUCAAUGGCUCCUUCUCAGAGAUCUGUGACCCCCAGACAGGCCAGUGCAAGUGUAAAGCCAAUGUGAUCGGGCGCCGGUGCGAAGUCUGCCAGCCUGAAACAUUUGGCUUACAAUCUUCAAGAGGAUGUGUUCCCUGCAACUGCAACUCUUUUGGUUCCAAGUCCUUCGACUGCGAUGGAGAUGGACAGUGUUAUUGCCAGCCUGGAGUUUCAGGAAAGAAGUGUGACCGCUGUGCUCAUGGAUUUUACAACUUUGAAGAAGGAGGCUGUACUCCCUGUGAAUGUUCACGUUUUGGUAAUAACUGCGAUCCCAUCAGUGGCCGCUGUAUCUGCCCUCCCAAUACUGUUGGAGAGAUGUGUGACAAGUGUGGACCAAAUUACUGGGGCCAUGAUAUUGUCACUGGCUGCAAGCCCUGUGACUGCAGCCUCAUUGGAGCCCUGGGUUCUCAGUGUGACUUAAAUACAGGCUGUUGCUUCUGCCGCCCUGAAUUCUCUGGAGAUAAAUGCACAGAGUGCAGGUUGGGUUACUGGAAUUAUCCACAAUGUGUUGCUUGUCACUGCUUCCUGGCAGGGACUGAUCCACAGAGCUGUGAUACAGAGUUGGGGAAGUGCUCGUGCAUUGAUAGUACUGGCCAAUGCAGCUGCAAGGUUAAUGUGGAAGGUGUCCACUGUGACAGGUGCAAGUCUGGUACAUUUGGUCUCUCUGCCAGAAACCCACUUGGCUGCAGCAGUUGCUAUUGCUUUGGCCUGACUACACAGUGCAGUGAGGCAAGGGGGCUGAUUCGCAUGUGGGUGACCUUGAAACCAGAGCAAAUGAUUCUGCCACUGGUGGAUGAAAAACUUCAGCGCAGCACUCUUUCAGGGAUUACAUUUCAGCCUCCUGAAAUAGUAGCAAAUAUAGAACAGGUGAUGCAGGAUCUUCGGUCAGAACCUGUUUACUGGAGACUUCCAGAGCAGUUUGAGGGACGAAAGCUGACCGCUUAUGGAGGGAAACUGAAAUACGCAAUCUACUUUGAAGCACGAGAAGAGACAGGUUUUACUACUUACUACCCCCAAGUCAUCAUCAGAGGUGGGCCUCCCAGCCAUACAAGAAUUAUUGUCUGGCAUAUGGCUGCCCCUCUGAUUGGGCAGCUGACAAGGCAUGAGAUAGAGAUGACAGAGGCAGAUUUCACAUGGAAGCAUUAUGGAGAUGACUCAAGACCGAGUAGAUCUGUAUCUCGGGAAGACUUCCUGAAUGUGUUGUAUGAUGUUCAUUACAUUCUUAUUAAGGCUACUCAUGGCAAUAUCAUGAGACAGAGCAGGAUUUCUGAGAUCUCAAUGGAAGUUGCUGAAGGCGGCAAUGUGUCUGGAAUGACUCCUCAGGCUCACUUCAUUGAGAAAUGUGACUGCCCAUUGGGUUAUUCUGGCUUGUCUUGUGAGUCAUGCUCUCCAGGAUUUUAUAGGCUUCCACCUUCACCUGUGGGAAGGACACCUGCUCAGUCCUUAGGCACCUGUGUUCCAUGUCAGUGUCAUGGACACAGUACUAUGUGUGACCCUGAAACAUCAAUUUGUCAGAAUUGUCAGCACAAUACUGCUGGUCACCACUGUGAGAGAUGCGCGCUGGGAUUUUAUGGCAUUGUCCAAGGCUCUCCAGAUGACUGUCAACCUUGUGCUUGUCCCCUAUCCAUUUCUAGUAACAAUUUCAGCCCUUCUUGUGUUGCGGAAGGACCUAGUGUUUACUGGUGUACUGCAUGCCCACGUGGAUAUGAAGGCCAGUACUGUGAAAGAUGUUCUUCUGGCUACACGGGAAACCCACAAACUCCAGGAGGCUCCUGCCAGGAAUGUGAGUGCGAUCGAUACGGCUCCCUGCCUGUCCCCUGUGACCCUGUCACUGGACAGUGCACUUGCAAGCCUGGAUUCACAGGGUGGAAGUGUGUUGGCUGUGAACAUCGGCAUGCACGUGAUGGCAUGAAAUGCAUUUCUUGUGAUGAUGAAUGCACAGGACUCCUUCUCAGUGACCUGGAUCGGCUAAACCAGAUGAUCCUGAGUGUUAACCUUAGUGGUCCACUGCCUGCUCCAUAUAAAAUGUUGCACGGUUUUGAGAACAUGACACAGGAAUUAAAGCAUUUGCUUUCACCUCAGCGAGCACCAGAGAGACUUCUUCAGCUAGCACAAGGAAAUUUGGAUACCCUGGUGACAGAAAUGGAUGAACUACUGACAAGAGCUACCAAGGUGACAGCAGAUGGUGAGCAAACCAGGCAGGAUGCUGAGAGGACUAAUGACAGAGCGAAAUCUCUGGGACAGUUCGUCAAAGGCAUUCUCCAAGCUGCUGAAGGUAUUGGAAAAAGAAAAAUAUGCCAAUUGUUUCUCAAGACAACUGAAGGAUG